Aptenodytes forsteri (emperor penguin) is the source of this 3636-nucleotide messenger RNA. RefSeq names its product mitogen-activated protein kinase kinase kinase 13 (gene MAP3K13). The record is from RefSeq and is a predicted model, not a curated record. The transcript is spliced from 16 exons. Gene Ontology annotation, biological process: JNK cascade; protein autophosphorylation. Lineage: Eukaryota; Metazoa; Chordata; Aves; Sphenisciformes; Spheniscidae. Gene Ontology annotation, molecular function: JUN kinase kinase kinase activity; ATP binding. Bases 417 to 3302 code for a protein of 961 amino acids.
GCCCAUUAGGCAGUGUCAUGGAUCAAAAUCAGUUAAGCUGCUUGUGAAAGUGUUCCCUGAGGCUGCACUUCCCUGGACAGAAUACCAGUUUCUGAGAGGAAGAGCAAAGAGAGUUAACGACAAAAACUGAUGGACCAUUACAUCUUCCAAAAUGAGCCUGUUCACACUUUUCUACUGGAAACUAACAAGUCUUGAAGAGAGAAGAAUUCAGUGCUGGACUGUCAUAAACAUUACUCAUGGUGCAACUUCAGAGAACAGCUUGAUUUAUCUGACUUGAAGAGGAGGCACAUGUGCAGUAAGCCAAGAGGACAUGGGCUUUCAGUGCAUCUGGAAAAAUGAUCAGGUACUGGGUCUGUGUGUCACAUCUGAAUUGUGUUGUACUAAUUCUCUAAGUACCAACUCAGACCAUCUCCUUGAUGCACACUCACGGCAUCAUGGCCAGUACUCAGGAGCGCCUGAGCUUGUCUUCCUCUCCAAACUCGAUCGGCAAAGCUUUCUGUGAAGAUAAAGACUUUAGUAGGUUACAUGAUGAACAUCCACCUACUGGAAACCACCCGUCCCCCGAGCUCAUAGAGGAUGUGCGUGACAAGGGCUUGCUGCAGGCAGACCUCAUUGAAAACAUGAGCAGCCCAGUCACUGCAGCAGUGCUGACCAGCAUCAGCGAGGACUCUAGGGACCAAUUUGAGAACAGCGUGCUGCAGCUGCGAGAGCAGGAUGAGUCUGAAACAGCCAUUCCUCAGGGCAACAGGAACACUAUGGAUGGAGAGAGCAAUAGUGGAGCGGAUGAUGUUAAAGUCCAGUUCAACAGAUCAGGCAGUGGGAGCGGUGGGUUUCUUGAGGGACUUUUCGGUUGUCUGAGGCCCGUGUGGAACAUCAUAGGCAAGGCAUACUCCACAGACUACAAACUGCAACAGCAAGAUACCUGGGAGGUCCCGUUUGAGGAGAUCUCGGAGCUGCAAUGGCUGGGCAGUGGCGCACAGGGAGCCGUCUUCCUGGGCAAAUUCCGGGCGGAGGAGGUGGCCAUCAAGAAAGUGAGAGAUCAGAACGAAACGGAUAUCAAGCACUUGCGGAAACUUAAACAUCCUAACAUCAUUGCAUUCAAGGGAGUUUGCACUCAAGCCCCAUGCUACUGUAUUAUCAUGGAAUACUGUGCACAUGGACAGCUCUACGAAGUCCUGCGAGCAGGGCGGAAAGUCACCCCUCGGCUGCUUGUGGAUUGGUCCACGGGGAUUGCAAGUGGGAUGAAUUAUCUGCACCUUCACAAAAUCAUCCAUCGAGACCUCAAGUCACCAAACGUUUUAGUUACACACACAGAUGCAGUAAAAAUUUCAGAUUUUGGUACAUCUAAAGAACUCAGUGAUAAAAGUACCAAAAUGUCUUUUGCGGGAACUGUGGCUUGGAUGGCCCCAGAGGUGAUACGCAAUGAGCCUGUCUCUGAAAAGGUGGAUAUCUGGUCGUUUGGGGUAGUUUUGUGGGAACUGCUUACAGGAGAGAUUCCCUACAAGGACGUGGACUCUUCGGCCAUCAUUUGGGGAGUGGGCAGUAACAGCCUGCACCUUCCUGUCCCUUCCACGUGCCCAGAUGGCUUCAAAAUCCUCAUGAAGCAGACCUGGCAGAGCAAGCCCCGGAAUCGUCCCUCCUUCCGGCAGACACUGAUGCAUCUGGACAUCGCAUCUGCUGACGUGCUGGCUACUCCUCAGGAAACCUAUUUCAAAUCACAGGCUGAAUGGAGAGAAGAAGUGAAGAAACAUUUUGAGAAAAUUAAAAGUGAAGGAACUUGUAUCCACCGGCUAGAUGAAGAAUUGAUUCGUCGUCGAAGAGAAGAGCUGAGACAUGCAUUGGAUAUCCGCGAACACUAUGAGAGGAAGCUGGAGCGAGCCAAUAACUUAUACAUGGAGCUCAGCGCUAUUAUGCUGCAGCUGGAGGUCCGUGAGAAGGAGCUCAUAAAGAGGGAACAAGCAGUGGAAAAGAAAUACCCUGGGACUUACAAACGCCACCCAGUCAGACCAAUAAUCCACCCCAAUACAGUGGAGAAGCUGAUGAAGAGGAAAGGUGUCUCUCAUAAACCAGGCAGCCAGACUAAACGGCCAGAUCUACUGAAGUCAGAGGGCAUACCCAGCACAGAAGCAGCAUCCAAUGGCUCACCAGUCUCAGGAAGUCCCAAAAUGUCAACACUGAGCGGCAAAAGCCGCUACCGCAGUAAGCCACGUCACCGCCGAGGGAACAGCAAAGGCAGCUACAAUGAUUUUGCAGGGAUCUUGAAAAACCAGCCAGUGCAAGAUGAUGCACCCCCACCUCCACCUCAUAAUCAUUCUCAUCAUCCCAGCCUACCGCAGCAACAUGGCCACAGCCAUCCCCAUGGCCAUCACUCACGGCUUCAUGCCCACGGACAAGAUAUUGCCAACUGCGCAAACAACUUAAGGUACUUUGGCCCUGCAGCAGCGCUGCGUAGCCCUCUCAGUAACCAUGCGCAAAGGCGGAUGUCUGGUUCAAGCCCCGAUCUCAUCUCUGCUGCCAUGGAAGCAGAUUGCCGAAGGAAUCUGGAGAGCAAAGAAAGCAAAGCUGAUCAUUGGGAGUGUUGCAAAACAGAUCCAUAUAAUUCCUGUCUUCAGUGCAGGGAAGAGGACAGUGGUCAGGUACAGAUGUCAUCUGUUGAAACAGGGAUGAGCCAUUCUCAAUCACCAACAUCUGUUUCCCUAUACGAAAAUGCGCAGUUCAUUGAGAAGAUGGAGGAAGAGGGCUUCAGCAACUGUAAGUCAGCGUCUGCCCUAGGCACUCCCCAGCACAUGGCUUCCUCAGUGCUACCUUGCAAAGCAAGACCCCUUCAAAAGAGCGGUGAUGACUCUUCAGAGGAGGAAGAGGGCGAAGUAGACAGUGAAGUGGAAUUUCCUCGUAGACAAAGACCUCACCGCUGUAUUAGUAGCUGCCAGUCCUACUCAACCUUCAGCUCGGAGAACUUCUCGGUGUCAGAUGGAGAGGAGGGGAACACAAGCGAUCAUUCGAACAGCCCAGAUGAGCUGGCCACCAAGCUGGAAGAUGAGCUGGCUGAGAAGCUGGAGGACAUGUUGUCUCAGACUCCAGAGAUCCCCAUUGAAAUCUCCACCCAGUCUGAUGGGCUUUCAGACAAAGAGUGUGCUGUGCGGAGAGUCAAGACUCAGAUGUCUCUGGGCAAACUUUGUGCAGAUGAACACAGCUGUGAGAACCCAGCACAGUUUGGAGAAUCAGACUGUGACUCUUCUGAAGGGGAGUGUUCUGAUGCCACGGUCAGGACCAAUAAGCCCUGCAGCUCUGCUACUUGGUAAUACAGAUCUCCCCCAAAGCUUCCUGAUACUGGCAUUUUGAUUUCCCUGAGAUUCCACUUCAUUCCCCUUCAUCACACUUUACAGGAAGAGAAGAUGCUUCUCCUUCCCACCCCAGGAGUGAUUUGCAAUAACCUGAAUCUCUGGAAAAUGUCCAAAUGAAAUUAAUUCUCUUUGAGCAUUUCAAUCAAGAAUGGCAGGGAUGUAUUUUAUUGAAUAAUCUAGUUACUGUAACAUGGAUAUUUAUUUUUUUGACAUUUUAACACUUUUUACUGUAAAGAGUGGAUUGUAUUUAUAGACACACAGACUUGUUGCAAAAAAAAAAAAAGUUCAGAAA